UCCCAGUCAUCUGGACUGUGGUGCUGGAUUCUCUCUAUCAUGGGCGAUCAAGCUACACCACCGGUUACCGGCUACCCAGCUCCCGCCGGCGCGCCGCCGACCAAUUCCAACGGCUACUACUCUAAUCGCCCACCGCCUUCCGGCACCGCCUACGCUUAUGCGGCUCCGCCACCCCGCGCCUACAACUACAAUUAUAAUAACUACAACCCUUACUACCAGCAGCCGGACGCCGAUGCGGUCCGGCGCGCCGUAUUUCUGCGCCGCGUCUUUGCAGUGAUCAUCGCGCUGUUCAUCAUCAUCGGUGUGGUGUUCUUCAUCAUCUGGCUCGUCCUCCGCCCCCGCAUACCCGAGUUCCGCGCCGAUUCGCUGUCGGUUUCCAACUUCAAUCUCUCGAAUAACUUCGUCACUGCGAAUUGGGAGUUUCAGUUCACGGCGCGGAACCCUAAUAAGAAGAUUUCUCUCGAUUAUCAGCACAUUUACGCCGAGAUUUUCUACGACGACGAGUCGCUUGCGGAGACCAGUGUGGCGCCUUUCUAUCAGGAUUCCAGGAAUGAGACCACAUCCAAGGCGGAAUUCGCGGCCAAGGGAGCGUUCGUGGAGGAUUGGGUUGUGGAAAGGAUCAACAAGGAGAGGCCUGACAUUGUGUUCAAGGUUUGGAUGUUGGCUAGGGUGAGUUUCAAAGCCGGAUCCUGGAGGACCCGGAGCCGAUAUCUUAGGGUAUUUUGUGGCGGUUUGACGGUAGGGUUUGCGCGGAACAGCUCUUCCGGUAACCUUGUCGGAGCGCCUAGACAAUGCCGAGCAGGGCUGUAGUUGUGCUGCCUUUUAUUCACUGAGGUGAAUUUUCGUUGCUUCGAUAACUAGGCUAUUCGAAUUUGUAUCUGAUUGAAUUAAUUGCUAGCUAUUAUGUUUAGGACAAGAAAUUUUAUGUGGCUAACAAUGACAAUGAUUGAGUUUGGGCAAAUUAUGGUAUGAUACACUGCCAAACCGAUUGACUUGUAGUGUUAUAUGUUGCCAUGUUGGUGUACAGCUCUUUAGGAUAUGAUCAUGAUUAAUUAUUGAUAACUUGAAUUGGUC
Messenger RNA from Ipomoea triloba (trilobed morning glory), 1074 nucleotides. Its product is annotated as NDR1/HIN1-like protein 10. The transcript has a single exon. Gene Ontology annotation, cellular component: plasma membrane. Bases 40 to 810 code for a protein of 256 amino acids. NCBI's taxonomy places the organism in Eukaryota, Viridiplantae, Streptophyta, Magnoliopsida, Solanales, Convolvulaceae. The record is from RefSeq and is a predicted model, not a curated record.